Molecule: messenger RNA, 6225 nt
Organism: Acipenser ruthenus (sterlet)
Lineage: Eukaryota; Metazoa; Chordata; Actinopteri; Acipenseriformes; Acipenseridae
Product: NACHT, LRR and PYD domains-containing protein 12-like
Exons: 10
Coding region: 2409-5603 (1064 amino acids)
Molecular function (GO): protein binding
Source: RefSeq, a predicted model, not a curated record
GAAAAUCAGACAUGGGGCAAAUACUUUUUCAUGGCACUGUAUAAUAAUAAAUAUUAUUUUUAAAAAAGGCCAAUUUCGACCCCUUUCCAAGUUAGAUAUAAAAAAAAGAUCAGCAUAUGACAUAUUAGCAUCAGCAGAUGUGACAUUUAAUGAGGAUUUCAAAUAAAAUGUCAGAUUUCAAAUAUCUUCUACUAUUGAGGAGCUACAAGAUUUUGUCCGAGCCAUGGUCUAUAUACUAAAAUUCCCGAAAACGUCCCUAUUUUCAGAACUGCUAUUUUAUGAAAGUAGUGCAGACUAAGCUCAUCUAGAGUUUCUUUUGGUGGGAGCAGUUCCACAUGGUGAAACAUGGCGAAGCCCCGCAGGUACAGCUAUGGACAAAAGUUUUGCAUCACCUACAUUUAAAUGUUUUAUUUAAUAUCAUAUAAUCAAAGAAACUACAGAACGAUAUUGCAAAAGCCUAUCGGAAGCCGUAAUAGUAUUUUAUGUUGGAUUUUGAAAUGUCACAUAUAAAAAUUGUUGUCAGUUUUUCGUUAAGUAUAUGGAAAAUUACAAAGCGGUGUGUAAUUCAGUAUGUUAACGUAACAUUAUUCAGAAAGCUUCAUUGGGCUCACUCACUGGGGUCAGAGUGAUCUAUCACGCCAAGGAGCUGCCUCACUACUGCCAGCACACCCCCCACACAACUGAACUGGACGCUUCAGCACCUCAGCACCUGCACUUUACACCACACUGAAAGUGCACCAAAGAGCCGAGAGGGACUCGCUCUGUUUGGGACCUAUGAUUUCUGUUUUUGUUGCUUUGGACUGUGUUCCCCGUCAAUAAAGUACGCCUCUCUACCAUUGUUGGUAUUGAGGUUGUUUGCACCUGUACCUGUGACUCCUGACGUCUAUUCCACCACCACACCGUCACAGAAACUAAUAGAACUCUAAUCUGGAUGAAGCUGCAAGUGAACCAAACAAGCAAAUGUGAAUUCAUUUUAAAAGAAACUCAAGUUUGGUAUAAUUUUUCUGCUGUGAAAAGAACCUGUAACCUGAAAAAAAUGAGUGAACCACAAUUCGAAUCACUUGCAAGUGAACUAAGUGUAAAAGUGCCCCAAGUGUUUUUCUUCUUGUAUUUUCAUUUUCUUGCUCUUUUAAAAAUGUUUGUUUAAAUUCUUCUGUUACUGGUGUGAACCUAAUGUUUCCAUUACAGCUAAGCUAAGUGCCCUACCCUCAGCAACAUUGGUAAAGGGCUGCAGUGCCCAAGGGCUCAUUCCGUAAAAUGUCCCUGUAGUUGCAUCCUCCAAAGGCUCCCUUUCUUUUUCAUGCCCCCCUUGAUAUCAGAAGCAUACUUCGACACCCACAAUCUGCAUUCCAUGCUAUUGACUGCCAUACAGGUGUGGUAGGAGCAGGGUGCGUGGUGAGUGGGGGGCAGUUGGAAGGGGCUUUCAGCAGGAGUAUGAUAAGGGAUACACGUGCAGGCUGCAUCCACAGGCAGCUUUCUUGGCUGGCUCCAUGCUGAGAUUCCCGUCUUCAGGGCUUCAGAAUAGAAUAGUGUUUUCAGCAUUGUGGGUUUGUUUUACAAUCCACACUUCUGUAAAUAUGUUUAUGUAUAGUGUAAGGAGCAUGGGUCGGAACUACUCAGAAUUCUGACUGACAGGCGCAUUUCUAUAAAAUAAAGAGAGGAGUUUGAUGUUUUGAGAUAUUUUGUCAAUAUCCUUCAUGUUGACACUUAUCCAGUUAGCAAGUUGCUACAAUAUAGGCCUAUAUUAUUAAGUUAUAUGCUGAAUAGCCUACACUGUCAUGUGGUACAUUGUUUCAUUUCUCCAUUUAGUAGCUUAUUUAUAUAUUUGUGGGGGUGGGCUUGUAACUUCGGGGGUGCCAAUGCUACCGAUGUGUGUUGAGCUUUGAUUCUGCAUUCCAUGUGCAGGUUACAUGUGAGUGUAGACUCGUCUGAAGAAUAUUUGUAUGAACUGUACUGUACACCUAUGAUAGCUGCUUGGCAGUGUAUUGUUAACAGUCCAUUGUCGUGUAGUGUUCCAAUUCUGCACAUUCAUGUGUAGCUCUUGUGCAUUUCUGCUAUAUUGGUAAUGAAUGUGCAGGUGGUUUUGCGAAGCAAAAAUACAUUUGCGAAUUGAGCAAAAAAGUGCUAUUUUCCAACUUUGCACAACUGGGUUUGUGCUGUGUUGGAAAAUAUCAAUUUUUGUGCAAAAGCACUAAUUUUUGUGAGGCACAAAUUUUGCGAGGGGAUUGCGUAUUGCUUCGAAUAUCUGGGCCUACAUGUUUUAGUAUCUAAUAUUGUGGGACCAAAUGCUCCAAUUGUUUUCUUGAAAUGUUUUAAGAUGUCAUAAAACAUGUCUAACCUUAUUUUUUAAAUCUUUUCAGAUGUAACAGUUUUCUCCACAAAACACUGCUGAUAACAGCAAGUAUAAAAUGGCUACAAGUUCUAAGGAUCUCCUCCUUGAUGCAAUAGAUGAUUUAGUUGAAGAAGAAUACAUAAGAUUUAAAUGGAAACUGGACCAUGUGCGACUGAAAGAAGGAUAUAGAAACAUUCCUAAAAGCUAUUUGGAAAAUGCUAAACAAACUGAAGUUGUGGACAAGAUGAUUGAUUUCUAUGGUGAUGGUUAUGCUGUGGAGGUUGCAGCUGAAACCCUGGGUUGCAUCAAUCAGAAUGAUCUUGUUGAGAAACUGAAGGGAGUGGUACAACAGUUCAAUGAAACUGACAAUUUAAAGCCACAGACCUUGUCUGCUGACACUCCAGAAACCAGAAGCAGAUUCCCAGUUGCCUUACAAACACUGAAAAACACCCACAAAUCCUUCCUAAUAACAAAGUUUGAAUGUGUAUCUGAAUGUAUUGCUAAACCUGGGGAGCAACCUCUACUCAAUGAAGUGUUUACCAGUUUACACAUAACAGAGGGUGAAUGUGGAGAGCUGGAUUACAACCAUGAAGUGAGGCAGAUUGAGUCCAAGAAAGUAAGAUCACAGGCUCUGACCAUCAAAUGCAAUGACAUUUUCAUACCAAGUGAGAGGAGUCCCAAAAGAAUAAGGACAGUACUAACCAAGGGGAUCGCUGGCAUUGGAAAAACCUUCUCUGUUCAAAAGUUCAUUCUUGACUGGGCAGCUGGAGAUGACAACUGUGGAUUUGAUUUUAUAUACAUUUUUCCAUUCCGUGAACUGAACUUGAUGAUAAAAGAAAAAAUCAGUCUGGUGGAACUUGUUCAGCUGUUUUAUCCACACAUGAAAGAGUGUGAGGAUGUUUCAUCGCUUGACUCAACCAAAGUCCUCUACAUCUUUGAUGGCCUGGAUGAAAGCAGACUUCACUUAGAUUUUACAAACUGUGGGAAGUUGUGUGAUGUGAAAAAGUCAACUGUCUUGGAUGUUUUGCUGAUAAAUCUUAUAAAGGGAGAUUUGCUUCCCUCUGCAUCUCUUUGGAUAACUUCCAGGCCUGUAGCAGCAAGUCACAUUCCUUAUCAAUACAUCAGCAGGUUGACUGAGAUACAAGGCUUUGAAGAUCAGCAGAAGGAAGAGUACUUCAGGAAGAAAUUCAAAGAUUCAACUCUGGCAGAAAAGAUCCUCUUACAUGUGAGGAUGUUAAGGAGCGUUCAUGUCAUGUGCUAUGUCCCUGCUUUCUGUUGGAUUAUAGCCACUGUUCUUGGACACACAUUGGGUGAAAAUGGCAAUGAGAACAUUCCCAGAACCCUGACAGAAGUGUACACACACUUCCUGCUAGUUCUGCUGGCUUUACAGAAUCAGAAAAAUGAAAACAUAGAAGAACUACUGAAAGAAAAUCAAGAAGCCAUUCUUAAUAUGGGGAAGUUGGCCUUUCGUAACCUAGAAAGAAACAAUCUCAUCUUUUAUGAAGAUGACCUGAGAGAAUGUGGCAUUGAUAUAAGACAGUCAUCAGUUUACUCUGGGAUUUUUAGAGAAAUAUUCAAAGGAAAAUCAACAAUUUUUAAAAAGAUUGUAUAUUCCUUUGUACACCUGACAGUCCAGGAAUAUUUUGCAGCUUUGUAUGUUUUUGCAUCAUUUCAAAACAAAAAUCGCAAUCCACUGGAAAAAACAGUGAAUGAGAAAUUCCGUGGCAUAUUUAGAACACGUUUAUGUGAAGUGUACAAGAUUGCAUUGAACAAAGCUACUAAGAGCAGAAAUGGUCACCUAGAUCUUUUUCUCAGGUUCCUCUUGGGCCUCGGGAUGAAGACCAACCAAGAACUGUUGAAAGGACUUUUAUUAAAAACACAAGACAAAUCAAAGGACAUCCAAAAGACAACUGAGGAUAUUAAACAGAUGAUUAGGAAAACAACUUCUCCAGAAAGAAGUAUCAAUCUCUUUCAUUGUUUAAGCGAACUGAACGACAAUUCUCUUGUUAAGAAUAUCGAGGUGUCCUUGACCUCGGGAAAUCUUUUGCAGCAGAAUCUUUCACCAUCAGAUUACUCAGCACUUGCCUAUGUAUUACAAAUGUCAGAAGAUGAAUUGGAUGCAUUGGACUUGAGCAAACACUCACUGCAAGACGAAGGUCUGCUGAGACUGAUGCCAGCUGCAAGAUUAUACAAAAGACUGAUGCUGAGUGACUGUCAUCUCACGGGAGAUUGCUGUGAGGACCUGGCCUCUGCUCUGCGUACAAACCAGUCAACCCUGAGAGAGCUGGAGCUGGAAAGGAAUAACCUGGGGGAUUCGGGGGUGAAACUGCUGUCUGCUGCACUGAAGGAUCCAAACUGUAAAUUAGAGAAACUGGGGCUGAGGCAGUGUGAUCUGAUGGGUGAUUGCUGUGAGGAACUGGCCUCUGCUCUCCGUACAAACCACUCAACCCUGAGACAGCUGGAGCUGGGAUGGAAUAUCCUGGGGAAUUCGGGGGUGAAACUGCUGUCUGCUGCACUGAAGGAUCCAAACUGUAAAUUAGAGAAACUGGGGCUGAGUGAGUGUCGUCUCACGGGAGAUUGCUGUGAGGACCUGGCCUCUGCUCUGCGUACAAACCAGUCAACCCUGAGAGAGCUGGAGCUGGAAAGGAAUAACCUGGGGGAUUCAGCGGUGAAACUGCUCUCUGCUGCACUGAAGGAUCCAAACUGUAAAUUAGAGAAACUGGGGCUGCGGAAGUGUGAUCUCACGAGUGAUUGCGGUGAAGACCUGGCCUCUGCUCUGCGUACAAACCAGUCAACCCUGAGAGAGCUGGAGCUGGAAGGGAAUAACAUGGGGGAUUCGGGGGUGAAACUGCUGUCUGCUGCACUGGAGGAUCCAAACUGUAAAUUAGAGAAACUGGGGCUGAGUGUGAAUUGUCUCACGGGGGAUUGCUGUGAGGACCUGGCCUUUGCUCUCCGUACAAACCACUCAACCCUGAGAGAGCUGGACCUGGAAUGGAAUGACCUGGAGGAUUCGGGGGUGAAACUGCUGUCUGCUGCACUGAAGGAUCCAAACUGUAAAUUAGAGAAACUGGGGCUGGGUGGGUGUGGUCUCACGGAUGAUUGCUGUGAGGACCUGGCCUUUGCUCUCCAUACAAACCAGUCAACCCUGAGAGAGCUGGAGCUGGAAGGGAAUAACCUGGGGGAUUCGGGGGUGAAACUGCUGUCUGCUGCACUGGAGGAUCCAAACUGUAAAUUAGAGAAACUGGGUCUUAAGUCAGAAGAAGCCAUGUGACCCUCCGGGAAUGGCUGAAGAUGAUGUCUGGACAGAGCCACUGUGACAUCACUCAAACAGACCACACCUACCUCUCGAUACAAUAAUAAUGUGUUUUUUUAAUUUAAUGCAUAUCAUUGUUUGGGUACUAUAAGGAAGAUGCAUAUAUUAGGGUCUGGAUUAGAUACACGUUCUCAAGGCUGGGAAACAGUUCUAAUGAGAACAUGCUUGCUGAAUAUAACUGCUGUUUAAUUGUAUGAGAACAGCUUGACUCAUUACAUCACAGAGCAGAACAGGGAGGAGAGGAUAUCCCUUCUGUGCCCUCAUGGUCUGCACUGUUGUGCUGCCCAAUAGACUUCUACUAUUUCACUGACAUUACAUUCUUGCAUUUGAAAAAAUCCACUGUUCUGUAUCCAAGUUAAUCAUUUAUUGCUACCAAAUAUUAUUUUAUAAUCUUUUUGAAACGUUUGAACUAGGUGCCAUACAUUUGAGAGUUGUCUUGAAUUGUGUUAUUUCUUAAUGAAUGAGUAUUACAAUGAUUAAAUUGGUUGAUUAUUUGAUUUUACACAUUCAUUAUUAGUUGUGUAAUGCAUUAAUUGCUGUUUUUGCUUAACUUGUACUAAUAAAAUGUUCAUAUUGGAAA